Messenger RNA from Mya arenaria, 853 nucleotides. RefSeq names its product outer dense fiber protein 3-like. NCBI's taxonomy places the organism in Eukaryota, Metazoa, Mollusca, Bivalvia, Myida, Myidae. Bases 188 to 853 code for a protein of 221 amino acids. The transcript is spliced from 5 exons. The record is from RefSeq and is a predicted model, not a curated record.
UUUAAAACUGUGCCCUAAAGCCCUGCGGGUGCCCUUCAUGUAUAUAUCGUUAUGUUUUGACAGAAUGAAAUGAAGAAAAGCCGUCAAACUCAUAAUUAUAAGUUGGAUAUUUAUUUUUUGUGUACGGAACUAAUAUAAAAUAACAUAAUCUGGUCCGGGUCCUGGGCGGUACGGCCUGCCCGCCACAAUGGGCUUCAAGCAGCAUGACGUCACUAAGAAGAAGGAGCCCGCAUACUCGUUUGGCAGGAGGAUCAUGCUCAAGUCCACAGUUGACAGUCCAGGGCCGGCGUACGCUGUUAACCCCUGCUACACUCGGUACGGCCGGGACGGAACACCUUGCUACUCACUCCUCGCAAGACAGAAGCCCAAGCAAUCCUUCCAGACACCAUGUCCGGGUCGCUACAAUCCUGAACAUGUGCAUCCCCAGAGGGAGCGUGUGGCUCCAAAAUAUUCACUAGGUUUCCGAACGCGUUUCCCGAAAUGCGACCAGAACCCGGCACCAAGUAACUAUAUACUUCCACCAGUGCUUGGACCUUCACAGGCGUACAAAACAUCGACCGCCUCGUACUCCAUGACAGGUCGUUCGCGUGUAGGCUGUUAUCUUGAAGACCUAUCGAAUGCCCCUGGACCAGGCCACACCAAAAAUAUUCAUCCUGACGUGUACAUGAACAAGGCUCCCCACUACUCGCUGCGUUCCAGAAACUACAUGCCCGUGGAUAACGUGCAGAAGCCUGGCCCAGGAGCCCACUGCCCGGAGACCGUAAAAAUAAACCGUUCACUCGCGCCCAAGUACUCACUGGGCGUCCGCCAUUCAGAAUUCGUCUGUCCAUUUAUUGCAGACAUAGCAGAAUAG